Uloborus diversus is the source of this 4758-nucleotide messenger RNA. RefSeq lists its product as uncharacterized. NCBI's taxonomy places the organism in Eukaryota, Metazoa, Arthropoda, Arachnida, Araneae, Uloboridae. The transcript has 14 exons. Bases 66 to 3158 code for a protein of 1030 amino acids. The record is from RefSeq and is a predicted model, not a curated record.
AUGCCGAAAAGCUAAGGUGCCGCGGCAACUACAAUCAGGGUACCUUUUUAAUCUACAUUGCAAACAUGAAAAUUGAACAAGAAACCAUUGAUGAGACGACUGUGGCGCUUGAUCGAUAUAAUUCGGACUUGAAUCUUGUGAUUGAUGCUAAACCCUACAGCGCACAUCCCUUGACGUUUGAAGGCUUUGCCUUCAUGUGGGCUGGUGUCCGAGCAACCCAUGGAGUCACAAAAGGAAAAGUUUGUUUUGAAGUUAAGGUCGUGAAGCAUGAUGAUGUAUCCCACCUGCCAGCAGAUGAGCCCAAUCCUCAUGUGGUUCGUGUGGGAUUCUCCACUGACAGUACUUCCUUGCAGUUGGGUGAAGAGCCAUUGUCUUGGGGCUAUGGUGGAACGGGUAAGAUAUCGACAAACUGUAAAUUUUUAGACUAUGGACAACCUUUCAUGGAGGGUGAUGCCAUUUUGGCUUGUGUUAAUAUGGACUCUGAUCGCAUCCAGAUGGGCUUUGCUAAAAAUGGGAAGUUCCUGGGCUGGGCCUACACUUUCAACAAGAGUGAACUGAAAGGAAAGGGCUUAUUCCCUCACAUAUUGACAAAGAAUUGUUCAUUUGAAGUCAACUUUGGACAAAUGGAAAAACCAUAUUUCCCUCUUCCAGACCUAGUGAAAGAUUUUGUAUUCAUUAACUGCCUGCCUCCAGACCAAUGGGAACGAGGCACACGGGCGCCAGCUCGGAGAGAGGAUUGUGAGAUGAUCAUGAUGUGUGGUCUUCCUGGUGCUGGAAAAUCUGUCUGGGCUGCUGAUUAUUCUGCCAAGAAUCCUGAAAAGAAGUAUAAUGUGCUAGGAACUAAUAACAUUAUAGACAAAAUGAAGGUGAUGGGUCUCCCCCGUAAAAGAAACUACCAUGGCAGGUGGGAUGUUCUCAUACAGAUGGCCACCAAGUGUCUAAAUAAGAUGUUUGAGAUUGGAUCCAAACUCAGACGGAACUACAUCCUAGAUCAAACAAAUGUGUAUCCGACUGCACAGCGUAGGAAAAUGCGCAAUUUUGAGUGUUUCAAACGUAUUGCCGUUGUAGUGGUGCCCUCAGAGCAAGAAUACAAGAGGCGCUGUGAUAAGAGGGACAGAGAAGAGGGCAAGGAAAUCCCGGACAGUGCAGUCCUAGAAAUGAAAGCCAAUUUCAAGCUACCCGAAAAGUGUGACAUAUUUGAUGAUGUUAUCUACACUGAGUUGGGCCCAGAAGAAUCUGAGAAACUAGUUAAAAAAUAUAACGAAGAAGGACGUGCAGCCGUUGGGCCACCCCGCAAACAGUUCAAGUCUAACGAUCAAGGAGGAAGCCGAUUUGAUUCUGUGAAAAGUCCGCCUUUCUCCAAUAGGGGUGGUGGCAGCAGCCCUGGUGGCAGAGGUGGAUUUAACAAUCGUGGUGGAUUUGAUGGUAAUCGUGGUGGAUUUGAUGGUAAUCGUGGUGGAUUUGAUGGCAAUCGUGGUGGAUUUGAUGGUGAUCGUGGUGGCCGAGAUUUUAAUCGUGGUGGAAGAGGGGGCUUCCCGGGUCGUGGUGGCUUUGAAGGAGGACGAGGUGGCGGUAGGGACACAAAUCAAGGACGUGGUUUCUCUUCACGAGGAGGAUUUGGUGGUGGCCGAGGUGGCUUUGAGAUGAAUCGUGGCGGUGGCAGAGGAGGUAGGGGUGGCAUGGGAGGUGGGGGAUAUUUUGAUGGUGGCCACGGUGGCUUUGAAAACGAGAGUUAUGGUGGAGGACGUGGUGGCUUUGGAGGAGGUGGAGGAGGAUAUGAUGCUGGUUCUGGUGGAUUUGAAGGCUCACGUGGAGGGUAUAAUGGUGGUCGCCGAGGUGGUGGAUAUGGAAAUCAGAGUGAUAAUUUUGAUGGAGGUUAUGGUGGCGGACGAGGAGGAUUUGAUGGUGGACAAGAUGGAGGAUAUGAUGGCGGUUCCGGGUAUGGAGGUAGAGGCAGAGGUCGUGGAGGUUACGAUAGAAAUAGGGGUGGGUUCGAUGGUGGUCGUGGUGGUAUGGAUAGGAAGCGAGGAUUUGACGGUGAACCACGACGCUUCGACCAAGGACAGGAUAACAGAAGUUUUGGUCAGAACUCUGGCUAUGGUGGUAUGCAAGACAGUUAUGAUUCAGAAUAUGGAUCGGGUUACAAUGAAGGAUCCAGUGGAGGAGGUUAUGGUGGUCGAGGAGGCUCUAGAGGAGGAGGAGGUUUCUCCAGAGGAGAUUCAAAUCGUGGUGGUCGAGGAGCUUCCCAAUCCAAUUUUGGAAGCAGGGAUUACAGUUAUGGUCAAGACUCUGCUGCAACCGGCGGCCAAUACUCCGACAGUGGUUACGGAAACGAAUCUGGCAGUAGGAACCAACGUGGUGGUCGAGGUGGUGCAUCUCGUGGUGCAGGAGGUGCCAGAGGCGGGAACUUCAGCAACAGAGGCAAUGGCCUUUCCUCCAGAGGGAGCUAUGGCAACAUGGGUAGCUCCGACUAUAGCCAGGACUCGUCCGGCGGUUACGGCAGCAGCGGAUACCAGUCCAGUUAUGGUGAUAAAUCUCAAGGGAGCUUCAGGAGUGGAAUGGACAACUACCCGAGGAGAGAUUCGUCAACUUCGUAUGGUACCAGCGCUUCACAAAGUGGCUUCAAGAAAGAACCUGACAGUGGUUAUGGAAGUACUGCAGUAGGCACUGGAGCUCGUGGCGGUGGACGUGCCGGUGGAAAAGCGUCUCGAUGGUCUGCUGACACUUCGACGACAUCAUACUCUCCGAAGGCUUCCACUGGUGGUAUAGACUCAAGUUAUUCAUCAUAUGGAACAACAGCAGUGAAAACAGAGCCUGUCUCGACAGCCCCUGUUGCCAGAUAUGAUUAUUCUUCGAGCCAGACGCCUGGCUACACAUCCACUUACGGACAGAGCACCCAACCUGCUGCUCCAGCUUACCAGAGUGGUGCAACACAAGCAUAUGGCUACCAACAGGCUGCUGCCCCUGCUCCCGCAACCCAAACCUGGGCUCCCGCCCAGCCGGCAGCAGCGGCGGCGGCUGCCACGACAACAGACCAACCACAGCAACAGCAGUGGGCAGCAUACUACCAGCAACAGGCACAAGCCUCGCAGUACUACAGUCAGUACUAUGGACAGCAGGCGGCGUCCGCCUACGGUUCGACCUAUGCCGCCAAGUAGUCGAAUGACUCUCAGGACGACCGAACAGUCGAGAGACCGACUGCAUUGUUGCAGGACGACUCCAUUUUUAAAUCAUCAUGAGGGUUUUAGUCGGAGGUCGUCGAUCAGGAAAUCGUCCUCCGAGCCCGCUCUCGUCUCUACACAUAGUUUAUCAUUUAUUACCUUACAUUUGUCCCCAUUGUCAUGUACGUUUUUUGGACAAUUAUAAAUAAUUUUUUUAAAUAUGUUGUCUGUUUGGAGAUGCGUCAGUGGACAUGUAUAUGUGUAAGAAUUAUGGAACUGGGAUGGAUUUUUUUUAUAGAAGCAAAUUUGUAAAAAUAUGACCACUGCACUUCAAUAUUUUUUAAACUGUCAUCGAUUUUUUUUUUCUUCUGUUGAUUAGCUUCACGUGUUCAACUAUUCUGUUCAUUGUUAUUUUAUAACGGAUUUGCAACAUUAUCAUUAGAUUUGGUGGGCUUGUGAAUCAUAAUUUGAAUUAAUAAAAUGUAUGAUAAAAUUUCUAUGGAAGUGGACAAAUCAAAUGUAUAUUGAAGAUAUCAUUCAUUUAUUUUAUUUUUUUUUUUUUUUUUUUACUUUUCAGUUUUAAUUUCUGAACUAUAAUGAGCUAGAGCAACAAUUUUUUCAGCUCCUACACUAAUUUUAAUGCUUUUAUAAUUUUGACAUGGUAUAAAGUGGAGAGAGCUCUCCCCUUCUGGCGUUUUAUAUGAAGGGAGUAUAUUUUUGGUAAGGGGAGAAAAAAUAGCAAUAUUAUUAUCAUUUCAGCCUUUUGUGUAUUUUCACAUUGUAAAAAUUGGAGCAAUGAUAACAUCAGUAGUUUUUUACACAAUAGUUUAAAAAAUUGGAACCCACAUUUUCAUGAUUUAAAACUUUUUUUUAAUAUGCUGGCAGCUGGAAUUUCUUGCCGGAUUUAUUUUCAAAGUGUGGAUGUGAGGAUGAGUUGUUUAUUAUUAUUUAUUACUUCUAUUAUUUACCUUUACUUUUUUUUUUCAUAUAUUAUCCCAUGCAGUAAUCAAUGUUGAAAUUCUAGGCCAAAAAAAAAGUGAAAAUAAAAUGAAGUUUUGAUUCCAUAUAGAUCUGCUUUAGCAACACAAGAAAAUUUUGCACGAUUCUAAAAAGGGGGGGGGAAGAAUAACCUGUAAAUGAAUUUUCAGCUGAUUAUUGUUCAACAUUUUAACUUAAUUGCUUUAAUGCUUAAGCUUAAGCUUUCAUUUUUAUAAUUUGGAGCAUAAGUACUUAUUAUGAGAUAAUCUGCUGUAUCAUUCCACUUAUUUUCAUCGGUUUUAGUAAUUUUUACAUAUUACAGGGCUUAACUUAAAAAUAUUGGUGGGUAAAUAAGGAUAUUGUUCUUACAAUACAAUAAAGAUAUGUUUUAUGCAUUUACAAAAUUGCUGUCAUUUCUUGCAUUUAAUUUAGAUUUUUAUUGCUCUCAGGCCUGGUGCCUUGCUGUUGUAAAACUAAAAACUCUAUAUUUUGUAAUGGAUUUUAUUAUCUCAUAAAUUACAUUUUGUUCAUUACCUCUUCAAAAUUAUUUUUUUUAAAUAAGAGGUAGAUCACCUAAAUACUUCCAAGCUCUCGUGUUAACUCUUUGAUGCAUAGGGCA